Molecule: messenger RNA, 873 nt
Organism: Pieris rapae (cabbage white)
Lineage: Eukaryota; Metazoa; Arthropoda; Insecta; Lepidoptera; Pieridae
Product: DNA oxidative demethylase ALKBH2
Exons: 5
Coding region: 199-873 (224 amino acids)
Biological process (GO): DNA repair
Source: RefSeq, a predicted model, not a curated record
GUGUUUUUUGACUUGGAAAUCUGAUGAAAGACCUUUCAUUCAUCCAUGUAGUGUUUUGACAUAAUGAUAUUACAAGAACAACAUAGUUCUAUGCAUCAUUUGUUCAUUGUAGAUAUAUAAUAUCUAGAAUAGUGAAAAGGUAUAAGUAAUUGUGCAAGAAUAAGUAAUAUUCCGCAUAAAACUUAGACACUUCUAUAAAUGAAAUUUGUUACGCUACUUAAAAUGGCAGAAAAACUUAACGAAUUGAUUAUUGACGAAAUUGCGUGGAAAUCUAUAAAAAAUGACGGUCUCGAUAUCCAAUAUUCUAUCCCAAUUCCUAGACCACUUGCAUUUGCAAUUAUAAAAGAACUGGAUGAAACGCUGGAAUAUUUUACAGGAGAUUUAGCCAAAAUUAAGGUAUUCGGUAAAAUAUAUCCUCUACCUCGACAGCAAGUGGCUUACGGAGAUCCAGGAAUCACUUACACGUACUCCAAUCUCACUGUUCCUGCUUUACCAUGGCCGGAUCCAGUUCUAGCAUUGCGAAAUUUCAUUUUCAAAAUCAAGGGCAUUAAAUACAACUUCGUUUUGGUCAAUAAGUAUAGAAAUGGAAAUGACCACAUGGGCGAACAUAGAGACAAUGAACCUGAAUUGGACCCUACCGUUCCCAUUGCGUCCCUAUCAUUCGGUGCAGAGAGAACGUUUGUCCUAAAACACAGGGAUGCAAGAAAAUCUGGUCCAAAUAAAAAGCCAAUUCCUCCAGUUUCUAUUACACUGGAGCACGGAAGUGUAUUAUUUAUGAAUCCACCUACAAAUGAAUUUUGGUACCACAGUUUGCCAAAGAGGAAAAAAAUACGGGGCCCAAGGAUCAAUUUAACAUUUCGAAAAAUUCGUUAG